GAUGUAUGUAAAGAAAAAAAAAACUUUAGGUAGAAUUUAGAGAUUACUGAGCACUCUCUAAUAUAAGAUUAUUAAUGGAGCAAAUGUACUAACUGUACUUUUAAAGGUCGAAAUUCCAGACAAUUGUGUUUGUUGAUUCAGUUUAUUCUUUUGUAUUGCAAAUUUACAUGUACUAAUAUUCAAAACAAUUCUAAAUAAGACAAAAGUACAGUAAAUAUGUACUUAGUGCCGCGUUUUAUAAACCGGCAAAGGACGGCAACUAUCUGUAUAAACAAAGCAAUUGGCGCACGCCUCGUAGAUAUUUCAACUGUACUAUGCAUCAUAUAUGUGUUUACGAUUUUAUAUUUACUGUCAAAAUAAAAGAUUUGUGUACUACCACAACAGCUUCUGAAAGAAAUAAUCUUGAAGUUUUAAUGUAUACUGAGUAAUAGUAUUAUAAAGAGUGUAUGUAUAGAAUUGUAGGUGUGUUCAAGUAACUGAUAGAGAUUUUCAUGUAAAUGAGGCAGAGCAGCGUCAUCAUUAACAGAUAUCAACCAUCGGUCAGUUGAUAUUGUUUGUCGUUAAGUUGAAGACGUUUUGUGCUCCUGACUUCACAAGCAGUUUUUACACAUAUUGAAAAUAAACAAAUUUUUUCAAUUGAUAUAUUUUAAAAAUUAUGAUUAAAUUUAUAUGGAACAGUUUUGUGUAUCACAUAUUUAUAGUUUGCAUUUGAAGUGUUUAACUUUCCCAUAACGCAUCGAAAUUCAAAAAUAAUGUGAAAAAUGGAAUUGUGAAUGUACAUGACAGCUAAUAGCUUUUAGAAAAAAUUCUUUUUAAUAUAAAAUAAUUUAUUUAUAAUACAAAAGUUUGCCGCAAACAAAAUGUUGGGUUUGCAAUGUAGUGCACCAAGAUCUGAAUUGAAAUUCUCAAAUGUCUAUAGGAAGGAAGCCGAAACCGCCAAUUUAAAAUCAACGAUAACAUCAUCAUCCGUUAUAAUUUCGAUCGAAGCCAAUGAGAGAACACCUCUAUUGGCGGAUCAAAAUAAAAAACGAAAAUCAUAUGGAAACAAACAAUAUGUACGACCAAAUAAAGAACCCAGCAGUUCUACCAGUAGAAAGAAUAUGAUAUGUAACUAUGAAGAGCCUUGGUUUCACAAUUUUCGAUUAGUUGCGUUCUGUCUUGCAGUAAUUUCAAGUAUCCUAAUAGCUAUAUAUCUAUUAAUUAUACAAACACGUUUACCAACAAUCGGUUUUUCACUGGAUUUAGUUAGUCGUGACAUCUGGAGCAAAUUAUCAAUGCCAUUGGGUAGUUUAUUGAAUCAUUCUAAUGUCGUUAACAUAAUGAUUGGUCACACUGGUGGUAAAAGCUGCUCAAAUCCAGAUAGCUGUACUCAGAUUUUGAAAGAAAUGCAGAAUAAAGUUAAUGUGAUAAAAAGUGAAAUGCCGUACAACUUUCUGAUUGGAGGAGAUGGUAUUACCUACGAGGUACGUGGCUGGGAUUAUGAAAGUGGUUAUGCUUCAGUACCACAAAAUUCCACUCUCGUGAUAGGGUUAAUUGGUUCGUAUACCAAUACUGCACCCAGCGCGCUACAAUUACAGUCAGCAUAUUCACUUAUUAAAGAAUCAAUUAGACGUAAAAAAUUGCAACGACAAUAUCAGAUCUAUGGUAUAAGAAAUUUAACGAUUUCGGAAACAGAUGGAGAAGCACUUUUUCGACAUACUGCGAAAUGGCCAAGGUUUGAUACGCUGCUCCAUAUUAAGUGAAAAAAAUUAACUUCCUGUAUCGCUUACCAUAUAUCAUAAAACCAAAGUCACCAAUAAAAAAUCGCUUUCACAAUUCAUAAAGAAUUUCGUUUGUAUUUUUGAAUUUUAUAUAGGAAGUAUAAA
Molecule: messenger RNA, 1865 nt
Organism: Teleopsis dalmanni
Lineage: Eukaryota; Metazoa; Arthropoda; Insecta; Diptera; Diopsidae
Product: peptidoglycan-recognition protein 3-like
Exons: 5
Coding region: 861-1742 (293 amino acids)
Biological process (GO): peptidoglycan catabolic process
Molecular function (GO): N-acetylmuramoyl-L-alanine amidase activity; zinc ion binding
Source: RefSeq, a predicted model, not a curated record